AUGGGGCUACCCUCCCCGCCGCGGCCGCUGCUGAUCGCGGCUUUGCUGCCCUUUUCCCGAACCUGCGAAGCCACGAGCCCCAGCAUUCAGGAAGUGGUGACUCAGACUGGAUUAUUCCAGCCCCGGCUUCCCUUUCUUCCCCUUCUUCCUGCCCACCUUUGUGGUGAUUUCACGACUGCUGAGCGUCUCUGUCCAGGGACAGCAAGGGAGCCCAAAGCCAAGCACGGCAACGUGAAACUCACUACGGAUGCUAGCUCUGAGGAAACUCAUCAAUUCGUGCGCCCCGGAGUCCAGGGUACACACCGGCCCAGCGGCAGCGGCGGCGGCGGCGGCUUCCCUUUUCUCCCCGAGCCGAGCCCCGGAGCGGCGCGGGGACCGGCCCUAAAAAGAGCAGGAAAUCUUGUUUACCGCCCGCGGAGAGGAGCCGAUCGAGCCUUUGUCUGGAAAGUCAGCAUCUCCGGCUCCGGCUGCAAUGUGUUCCUGGUGACAUUAGCAUCGGGCAGACCCGCCGAAGGAGGGGGUUCGCCAGGUUCCCUUCUGCUUUCGGAGGCGGAUCGAGCGGGUGACUUUUGUGCAUUCGUUUUAAUUUUUGGAAAUCUCUCUUUUUUCCUCCCUCGCUCGCUGCCAGGCAUGUCCUGAUCUGGCGGCCGCUCCUACCACCCUGGGCUGCCGAGCAGAGCCGUCACCAGCGGGUCUCCCUCCCUACCUCCCUGACUUUGCAACACCGCGUUCUGGGAGGACCGGCCUCGGCGAGGGAGGAGGCGGAGGAGCUGCGAACACCCGGACCCAAACCCUGACAUGCUCUGGGGCGGAGAGGAGGAAGCCAGGAGCUGAGCUUGCCGCGGGGGCUGCUUCGCCCGCCGGCUACGAGCGCUGG
This is a messenger RNA of Mandrillus leucophaeus (drill), 877 nucleotides long. RefSeq lists its product as uncharacterized. The record is from RefSeq and is a predicted model, not a curated record. The coding region runs from base 1 to 639 and encodes 212 amino acids. Lineage: Eukaryota; Metazoa; Chordata; Mammalia; Primates; Cercopithecidae. The transcript has 3 exons.